This is a messenger RNA of Hyla sarda, 1730 nucleotides long. RefSeq lists its product as uncharacterized. The transcript is spliced from 6 exons. The coding region runs from base 131 to 997 and encodes 288 amino acids. NCBI's taxonomy places the organism in Eukaryota, Metazoa, Chordata, Amphibia, Anura, Hylidae. The record is from RefSeq and is a predicted model, not a curated record.
GCACCACGUGACUUUGAGUGAUCGCUUCACGGCGGUGACAGCGGGGGCGGUGACGCUUGAACUUCAUUGGACGACCCGGCUUUUUGCAUCGCAAUAAUACAGCAUCUCCAUAACGGGACAGGACAGAACAAUGGCGUUCCUCGCCGGUCUUUUAGUGCUUCUUUUAUUCAUCAGAUCCCUUUUGACCAGAAGCCAAGAAAUCAAAUAUAUAGCUGUUUCUUCAAACCUAACAUUGAAUUUUGGGGACUGUAAACCCAAUAUGUUAUAUAGUAUUUAUCACGGGGAUGUACCAAUUUACAGUUUUUGUGAAUAUACGCAACAAAUACCGGAUACGUUUGAGGGACGGAUAAAGGUGAAUGAAUCCUUGGGAUGUGUCACUCUGGUCAAUGUAACGAAGAGCGAUGACGGAUAUUAUAAGCUGGAACGCACUAGUGCCAAUGGGAAAAAAGAAUUACUGCUUGAGGCUGAAGUAAGGAUUCUGGAUGAAGCCUGGAUCAAUGAACUUUACCGUAACAACACAGAAGAGACUAUAUCGCUCACAGUGGGCUGUGCUGGGGAAGCGUAUUCAAUCAACUGGACCAUGGAUGGAGGAGGCCUCUCGGACAGGCAUUUGCUGAGUGAUGACAACAGGACACUUACUAUUCCAUACAAUGUCACUGGCAUGAUCACAGUCCACGUCUCCAAUCUAGCCAGUGCAGAUAAUAAAUAUAUUGCUUUAAUCAAAGAUCUCAAUGAAAUAACUAAUAAUUCGGGUCCCAUAAUGUACUGGAACAUUAAUCGAGUGAUAUGGAGAGAAGGUGGAGGCCAGGCCGAUAAUCAUAUUCUAAUUCUCUCAAGAAACGUCACUAACAUUUCUGUAAUCACCCUUUCAGAAUCAACAGGUGACGACCAGUUUGACAGUGGAUGGUGGGGCUUACUGAUCAUUGUGAUUUCUGUUAUACUUUUGGUGGUAGCAGUGCUGGUGUGCAAGAAAAAGAGAAAUGCAAAUGUGUUGUAGUCCUAAAGAACAAGACAGAGAAGACUAUUGUAGCAUAUUCAACCCUUACCGCACGUUAAAGCACAUAGAUGUACGGCAACUGCAUCCAAACAGACAAAAGAAGAGAGCUUAGAAGCUGCGCUCGCUUCAAAGAUGGUGGGUGCCGGCACUCACUGUCAGUGAUCGACCUCAAUGAUCAGACUGAUUAGUUAUUUAAUCCCUUACAUUCUAUAAUCAAUAGUGAUCGCAGUGUUUAACCCCGUCACGACACGUGGUGCAUUUAUACAUGUGUGUGAUUAGGGGCUACAUUGCGAGCUCAGAAGCUCACGUCAUAGACGGCCGGUACUGGCUGCGAUCAUGCUGGUGUCGAUCAUGUAACCUUUUAAAUGUUGCAAUCAAUAAUAGUUGCCGCAUUUAAAUGGCAAUAUGACUGAUACUGCAGGUGUUGGGGGUCUGUUUGACACCCCCACAGCGCGAUUGCUCAUGCCGCUCAGUUAAUUCGGCAGGCGGAGGCCUUUUGUUUAGGCAAUAUUGCCUCUGUUAUGUGUGCAUCAGGCAGACUGUAUUAACGGAGCGUCAAUUGAUCAAUGCUAUGCAAGAGUCCAAUGAAUGCUUAUAAUAGUUCCCUAUAGGGACUUAAAAAGUGUUAAAAAAAAAAAGUGUUUAUAAAAACUUGAAAUAAAAUCCCUUAAUAAAAAAUCAGAUCUCCCAUUUUUCCAAAUAAAAAAUGUAAAUAAACUAAAAAAAAAUAAAA